This is a messenger RNA of Macroventuria anomochaeta, 950 nucleotides long. RefSeq names its product 6,7-dimethyl-8-ribityllumazine synthase-like protein. The transcript is spliced from 2 exons. Gene Ontology annotation, biological process: riboflavin biosynthetic process. Gene Ontology annotation, cellular component: intracellular anatomical structure; mitochondrial intermembrane space; riboflavin synthase complex. Gene Ontology annotation, molecular function: 6,7-dimethyl-8-ribityllumazine synthase activity. The record is from RefSeq and is a predicted model, not a curated record. Lineage: Eukaryota; Fungi; Ascomycota; Dothideomycetes; Pleosporales; Didymellaceae. Bases 234 to 872 code for a protein of 212 amino acids.
UCUGUUGAUUGUUUCAGCACGGCAGCACGGCAGCACGACUGGCAAGGCCCCUGUGCAAUGGCGCGACGCAACAUCCCUGUCGUGAUGCCUGCCCCGCUUUGCCCUCACGAUUCCGUUCCUGCAUUCCAGCUGUCCAAGCAACGAACGGUACAGAUACCCGACGCACACCGACCGCUAUCGUAUACCGUAUCCUCAGAUAGCGCUCGAGCAGCACAUACCAGCAUCGCACCAACAUGGCUAUCCUCAAAGGUCCCGGCGAGCCCAAGAGCUACGAUGGCUCCAGCCUCCGCAUCGGCAUCAUCCACGCACGCUGGAACACCACCAUCAUCGACGCGCUCCUCGACGGCACGAAGAAGGCGCUGGCACAAGCUGGUGUCAAGGAUGAGAACAUUGUAAUCCAGUCUGUGCCCGGCUCCUACGAGCUCCCCUACGCCGUCAAGCAGCUCUACUCCGCGUCGCAGGUCCAGUCCUCUUCGACGGGUGUUGUGGGUGCAGCGGCGGAUCUGCUGGGCUCUGCGUCAGACCUCACACAACUCAACUUAGGCGGUGGAAGUGGGGAGAAGAAGGAGAAGAGCACCGCACCGUUCGAUGCGAUUAUUGCGAUUGGCGUGUUGAUUAAGGGCGAGACGAUGCAUUUUGAGUAUAUUGCGGAUGCGGUGUCUCAUGGGCUCAUGAGGCUGCAGCUUGACGGCAACGUGCCGGUUAUCUUUGGCCUUCUUACACUUCUCAGUGAAGAGCAGGGGCUGUACAGAGCUGGCAUUGCGGGCGCAGGGAAGAACGAGGGACACAACCAUGGCAGUGAUUGGGGGAGUGCGGCGGUCGAGUUGGGGAUUAAGAGGAGGGGGUGGGUUGAGGGGAAGUUUGUUGACUAAGUCCUAGGACUGUUCACAGGGAGAAAAUACACGUAAAGGGCAUUUGAACACUGCACCAGGUGCUGGGAAAAGAUGAGA